This is a messenger RNA of Ceratina calcarata, 1143 nucleotides long. Its product is annotated as putative nuclease HARBI1. The transcript is spliced from 4 exons. Bases 3 to 1127 code for a protein of 374 amino acids. Lineage: Eukaryota; Metazoa; Arthropoda; Insecta; Hymenoptera; Apidae. The record is from RefSeq and is a predicted model, not a curated record.
UAAUGGAUCUCGAAAUAUCAAUUGAUAUUGAACAGGAUAUGGAAGAUAUCGAGAAUGGUGAAAAUGUGGACGACGUUGAAGAUAGCGUGGAUGUAAAUAGUAAUCCAAGGUUAAGAAGGUAUAUUCGCGAUGGACAAAAUCCAUUCGAACAUUACGAUGAUGCUGAAUUCAAAAGACGGUACCGAUUCAGUAAAGAGUCGGUAUUGUGCGGUAUUUUACCGAAAAUUAUUGACGGCUUGAAGAAAGUGAACAACCGUGGCCUACCAAUUGCACCAGAGCUGCAAUUACUAAUGUGCUUGCGAUAUUAUGCAAGUUCAAGUUUCCAGCAGGUGCUCGGAGACACGAUGGGCAUCUCGCAGCCCACAGUUUCCAGAAUCGUCAACCGAGUCAGCGAUUUGCUCGGAAGAUUAAUAUUCGAAUACAUAAAGUUUCCGAACAGUGAUGAGGCACGCCGGGAAAAUCGUCGUUUAUUCAGAGACCUAGGGCAAGGUAGUGGAGCUAUCGGUUUACCCGGAAUCGAUGGAGCCAUCGAUUGCACCCAUGUCAGAUUGACGUGUACGAGGCUGAACGACGUCAAUGAAAUUUUUAGAAAUAGAAAAGGAUAUUUUUCUCUUAAUGUACAAGCGGUUGUUGGGCCUAGAAUGGAAUUCCUGGAUCUUGUACCGGAAUGGCCAGGCAGUGCGCACGACAGUCGCAUCUUCCAAAAUUCUAGAGUACAUAUGCGCUACGCGGAGAGGCAGUUGGAUGGGAUGCUUGUAGGCGAUCGAGGAUACCCCUGCUUGCCGUUCUUAAUGACUCCGCUCGCAAAUCCCAGGACAGAUGAAGAAAGAACGUAUAACAAUAUCCACACGAGGACUAGACAAAUCGUGGAACGGACGUUCGGAGUGUGGAAACGAAGAUUCCCAUGUUUGUCGAGGGGACUCACAACACAACUCUUGUGCAGCACAACAACUGUGGUGGCAUGUGCUGUGCUGCACAACAUGUCUCUAAUAUUCAGGGAUAUACUCCCUGAGGAAGAGGAAAAUGACGUGGACAUGACCGAGGAACCACAAGCACCUGCGGUAGAAGAGGAACAUGCGUCUGGAUUGGCUACUCGCGAGGCGCUAAUUAACCACAUGUUCAGUUGAAUGCGACUAUUGUUAU